Messenger RNA from Haliotis rufescens (red abalone), 2464 nucleotides. RefSeq lists its product as uncharacterized. The coding region runs from base 38 to 487 and encodes 149 amino acids. NCBI's taxonomy places the organism in Eukaryota, Metazoa, Mollusca, Gastropoda, Lepetellida, Haliotidae. The record is from RefSeq and is a predicted model, not a curated record. The transcript has 7 exons.
CGGAAUUCAGUCGUGGCAAUGGUCAUAUGACAUCAAGAUGGCGGACCCUAGCAGUACAGCGCCAGUGCGUCCAGCUUCAAGUCAGCCAAGUUCAGCAACAACAACAGAUACUUCUGCGAUCUACUAUGACAUUUCACCAACCAUUGUGUUUCUGGUCCGAAUGUUCAAUGUCAUCGUGCUGCUCAUGGUUGGGAUUGCGUUUAUCCUGUGCCUUAUACAAGCAAACACAACCAAUAAGUCCUACUAUCUGUUGGCCUGCAAUACUGUCAUCAGCAGUUUUGUUGGAGUCGUAGUGAAUUGGUGGUAUCGAAAUGGAGACUUAGGCGUAGAGAAGUACUGGUACAUUGUCUUGGUGGGCGUGGUCAUUCUUAUACAGACCAUUACAACAGACAUCUACGUGUUCCGUCCCGAACCUGCCGACAUGUCUGGGCUGUCCACAGCUAAACCAGUUGUCAACGGAACAACGCGUGCCUAUACAUGGACAUGAUCAAGCAUAUGACCUUGGGAGCCUGAAGUAUUGGACCUACAUCUGUGUGAUAUGUUGCCUUGCCACUGCAUGAGAAGUCCGCAGCUGCUUGACUGUGGAAUAUGACGAGUUCAUAACAAGAGACGUGCUAUACAUGCAACAUACAUGAUGAAACAACAUAAAGCAAUAUUUUAUUAAACGUCAAGUUAUUAUGUAUAGCAAACUACAUGACAUGACUUAUAUGCAUGUGUCGUAAAACAAUAUGAGGCAAAUCUUUGAUAGGUAUUGAGACAUUGGUAGUUUACAGAGGCUCAAGGUGAAGGGAUUCCCCCUGAUGAAGGUGUAAGGAGGAGCCUUGAGAGGAAUACAAAAGUGGAAAUCUAGAAGUCUUGUGUCUAGGAAUAUGGAACAGUAUAUCACAAAACAACAUGAAGUUGCCAAACUCACAUUUUCUCCUGUUGGUUCAUUGAAACAGUUUGUUUAUUUGCUCUGGUAUGUUGUGUGUAGCAUUAGGUGGAAUGGUUAAUUAAUACUUGGUAUGUACAUGUCUGUGAAUAACUUUGUUCAUUCCUAUGAUCAUAUUAGAAAGUGUGAUGUUAUGAAAUAUAUUACCCUGCAAACUAUGAAAGAAAUCUACUUUUAUAACUAAGUAUCUAAAUGAAUCUUCUGUUGCACUAACAUAUCGCAACCACUCAUCCAAGUUUCUGCAGAUGCUCAUUCUAAGUACAUUCCAAUUUCUUGUUGUGUGGUGGUGCAUCUGCCUCCCUUGUGCAUGUACAGUCACUAUGGGACAGAAGGUUGCCCAGCAUCAAGUGCUGGGUGGUAUAACUAUGAAAAAUACUCAAUACAGCUCAUUAAAUAUACUGUUAGUUGGGGGAGGUGGGGUAGCCUAGUGGUUAAAACGUUCACUCAUUACACCGAAGGCUAGGUUCGAUUCUCCACAUGGAUAAAAGUAUGAAGCUCAUUUCUGGGGUCCCCCGUCAUGAUAUUCUGGAAUAUUGCUAAAAGCGGCGUAAAAUCAAACUCGCUCAAUCUCUACUGUUAGUGAGAACCUAGGAGGCUCAGUGGACAUUGUUUCCCUGGUAACACUAGGUACAAUCAUAGCGAGUGAGUGAGUAAGGCAGCUUUCAAUAGUAUUUCAGUUAUUUCAGAGAGUCAAUUUUAUACAGGAGGGAAAACCUGUGAGAUAUGUCUGUGCAUUUUGUUGAACCCACAAGCACAUGUGCCAUGAAUGAUAAUCAGGGUGAAUGUGGGUUCGAACCUUGCGAUUCUGUUGAGCCUAAAGGACACAGUACAUCGGUUUGUGAUGGCUUGGACAACAGGCCACCUGUGCCUGGUCUUAAGACACCAUCAUAUCCCCUGAAUAGUUUGAUGCUAUAGAGGCUGACUAUGACUUUUUCUUGAUAUUUUCUCAAAACAUUAACUUCUCCACUUACAUGUUAUAUUGCCCAUGAGGUUAGAAAGAUCAAUUAAAUGUUGGCAAUUGCUUUUAAGAGAAUCUCACUAAAGUUCAAUUAAAGCUCUUUGACAGAACAAUUCAACAUGACAUCAUCCAUUUUUAGCGACUUCACAAAUGGAUAAUAUUAUGUCAUCUGAAUAAUAAGUUAAUUUCAGCAAAGUAAAUGUUGAUUAUGUUUCGUUUCUUGAAAUGAGAAUGAGUAAGAUAGAUUAUCUUGUGAAUGGUUGAUGUGCAUGUAAGUUCCUCCAUAAAGGGUCUGAGCUUUCACUACGGGACAGAUAAUCUGUAAGUCCUAGUACAUGUAGCUAGGUUAUUCCCUGAAUAAUUCAGUUGGCAAAUAUAGUUUGAUUUGUACAUAGUCCAUGGCAUGAACUCACGAGGUAAUACUACCAGUGUGGUUGAUGUGGAAUAAUAUAGAACUUCAAAGAAUUUUAUUGGUUAUUGUGGCAAUUGAUCAGCUGAAUAUUUGGUGCUUCAUAUUUUGUUGUUUGUUGACCUGUUUUCAUGUGUAUUAUUUGAAGUAAACAAUAUAUUUGUAA